This is a messenger RNA of Camellia sinensis, 525 nucleotides long. NCBI's taxonomy places the organism in Eukaryota, Viridiplantae, Streptophyta, Magnoliopsida, Ericales, Theaceae. The record is from RefSeq and is a predicted model, not a curated record.
AUGGUGUCCUCUAAGUUCACCACUCUCCUUCUCAUUUCCUUGCUCUUCAUCUCCUCAACCACACCAAUCCUUGGCUGUGACCAAUGUUCAAAACCCUCUCCAAAACACAAAAAACCCAUUACCCUCCCACCCAUUGUCAAACCACCCAUCAACCUCCUUCCGGUGACUAACCCACGAACCACCACCAAGCCUUGCCCACCGCCACCGGGGGCUCAGACAUGCCCAAUUGACACACUCAAACUUGGAGCUUGUGUGGAUCUUCUUGGUGGGUUGGUCAACAUUGUGCUCGGCGACCCGGUGACGAACCAGUGUUGCCCUGUGUUGCAAGGGCUGGUGGAGAUUGAGGCUGCAAUGUGUUUGUGUACUACUUUGAAGCUUAACGUUCUUAACCUUAAUAUUUUUGUUCCACUGGCUCUUCAACUUCUUGUCACUUGUGGGAAGACACCCCUCUUGGCUUCACUUGCUCUCUCUAGAUCUAAGUUAAGUACACUCACUUCUUCUCAAAACCCUAAUCUCAAAACCUAA